Stegostoma tigrinum is the source of this 9244-nucleotide messenger RNA. Its product is annotated as E3 ubiquitin-protein ligase RNF38. The coding region runs from base 666 to 2594 and encodes 642 amino acids. Lineage: Eukaryota; Metazoa; Chordata; Chondrichthyes; Orectolobiformes; Stegostomatidae. The transcript has 12 exons. The record is from RefSeq and is a predicted model, not a curated record.
AGGAACGCAACCCAUGAGAGCGGGUUGAGUCAGCAGCACAUGAGGCCGCUGUAAACCCGGCCCCCGGCACAAGACAUACAGAGUGAGGGAGAGGAGACCGGGGGCCAUAGCCGAGAAAGAGGAAGAGAAACAAAAACAAAACAAGCGAACCUCCCCAAAAUAAACACAGGAAAGAAGAGGAGAGGGGGGAAAAAAAAGCACACCAGAUUACAGAAACUUGUUGACGUUUUGUUGCAGUCGUCGAUCAAGCUCGAAGACCGAAACCGGUGGGGGUGGGGGCAGUUACACCAGCGAUUGAGGCAGGAGCCCGGGACCCGGUUUAGAGCCCACCUCCGGCGGCUUUUCGUAUCUCGGGCCCGCAGGAAGUGAAGUGGAAGCAGCGGCAUCGCCUAAUUCUGACUCGUUCGCUGGGGAAAGAGGGACAGGGAGCGGCCUCCUGUUAUUGUUGUUACAGUCCCCGCGAUUUGAUACAAAGUCUCGAAACUUCGGGAUCGUUGUGAACAGCGGGAGCCCUCUCCCCGCGUUCCCUCCUCGGGAUAUCGUUCCUUCUCCGCCCUCUGCCUCUUCCUAGCACCCCCCCUCCCCCCGGGCGCUCUUAGACUGCCUCCACCUCCUCACCCCCGGGAUCUCUCUCUUCCUCCCUCCUUCCCCCUUCCGGGCAGCAAAUGCCGAUCGCUUCCACUUCUCAUUCGGCACAAGAGCCUUGUCUGUACCCGCGGCUGCGGGCCGGACAGCCCACUCCACCCAAAGACGGCAGUGGGGGCCGCGAACGAGGUGCAUCGGCUGAGGAGCCACGGCCGCCGAGCAGCCAAGACGCAGCAGCAGCAGGAAGUGGCAGGCUGGUGCUGGGCAGCCCGGGCUCGGAGCUGUUACCACGGAUCGAACCGUGGGACAGGGGCGCUGGCGGUGCGAGCAGGUUCCCCCAGGCCGGCCCGCACUCUCUCCUCGAACCGCCCAGGACCAGAUCCAGAUCCAGGUCAGGAUUCAGCAGCAACACCAACUGGCCUUACUGCGGUCAACUGGGAGCGGGCGGCCUCCAGCUACAGCACCAGCCUCAAAUAGGCGGCCAAAAUCACGGCAACAAUCCAGGUCUAGGGCAAGGGGCCACGGACACAGCAACAGGAGUAUCCCGACCAGCAGGUGGCAUGGUUCCUUCAUUUCCCUAUCACCCAAGUCCAUGUGACCCCCCUUUCAAUGAAGACAGUGAUAAGAGUGAAGAAAGCCCAAGCCCUAAGCGUCAACGCCUCUCCCAUUCAUUUUUUGAAUACACAGCUGUAUCUCCUGCUCCCUCAUCACCAAUGCGACCAUGGGAGAUAACAUCUAAUAGGCGACCUCCUUCAGCUCGACCAAAUCAGCACCAUUUCUCAGGGGAAAGAUGCAAUACACCUGCACGAAACAGAAGAAGUCCUCCUGUUAGGCGUCAAAGAGGAAGACGAGAAAGGCUGACUAGACAUAGUUCUGUGAACCAGGAUGAAAACUACCACCAUCAUCCUUAUGGACAGCAGCCAGCUGCAGAGGAACCCAGAGCAUUUCACCCUCCAAAUGUAUCUCCACGCAUGCUCCACCCUGCUGCACACCCACCUCAGCAGAAUGCAGUGGUGGUUGACAUCCAUGAACAGAUUCAUCAGGGCACGGUUCCUGUCUCAUAUACUGUUACUACUGUAGCACCACAUGGCAUUCCACUUUGCACAGGCCAGCACAUCCCAGCGUGUAACACGCAACAAGUUCCAGGAUGCUCAGUUGUAUUUAGUGGGCAGCAUUAUCCUGUGUGCAGUGUGCCACCCCCGAUGCUCCAAGCAUGUUCUGUACAACAUUUGCCAGUCUCAUAUGCUGCAUUUCCUCCUCUUAUCUCAAGCGAUCCCUUUAUAUUGCACCCUCCACAUCUGUCGCCCCACCAUCAUCCUCACGUGCCACCCCCGGGUCAGUUUGUUCCAUUCCAAACACAACAGUCACGGUCGCCUUUACAAAGGAUAGAGAAUGAGGUGGAGUUACUGGGAGAACAUCUUCCUGUUGGUGGUUUUACUUAUCCUCCAUCACCACACCCGUCUACCCUUCCUCCUUCUGCGCCACUCCAGUUCCUGCCACAUGACCCUCUGCAUCAAGAACUGCCCUUUGGAGUACCAUAUCCUCAUUUCAUGCCCCGAAGAUUGGCAGGACGCAGAUACCGUUCGCAGCAACCCUUACCACCUCCACCUUAUCAUCCUAGUUUUUUGCCAUAUUUCCUAUCAAUGCUUCCAGUACCCCCUGCUGUGGGCCCAGCUUUUAGUUUGGAAUUGGAUGUCGAAGAUGGUGAAGUGGAAAACUAUGAGGCGCUUCUUAACCUAGCAGAACGACUGGGAGAAGCCAAACCACGUGGGCUUACAAAAGCAGACAUUGAACAACUUCCAUCCUAUAGGUUUAACCCUAACAACCACCAGUCAGAGCAGACUUUAUGCGUAGUGUGCAUGUGUGAUUUUGAAUUAAGGCAACUACUUAGAGUCUUACCCUGCAACCAUGAGUUUCAUGCCAAGUGUGUCGACAAAUGGCUGAAGGCAAAUCGUACAUGUCCAAUUUGUCGAGCUGAUGCUUCAGAAGUUCACCGUGACUCAGAAUGAAACCAAUCAAAUAGCACAAAUUUGGGUGUUCUUUGUGGCAUAUAGAUGAACUAUUCAUUGGACUUAAUCUAUUGCGGCUUCCAGCCUUCCCUUUACAUUAAGGGUCAUAAUGUGAUGCAGUCAUUUGACCUUCCUUUGCACUGUGUGAUUCAAUGACUUAUAAAGCUUAUAUAGUCUUCACAUUGAAACAAUUAUGGGAUUGUUAUACUAACAGUGUGAUUGGAACUCCAAAGAUUUUUUUUCAGCUUAAUUUGUGUGUGCACUAACAUUCCCUGGUUUUUGUGUGAUCAUUCCAGGUGUUGCUGCAGGAUUACAGUAGAUGUGAUCUUUUGGCAUGUGUGCUUUUUUUGAUUUUAUUUAUAUAUAUAUCUAUAUACAUAAAAUAUAGAUAAUAUAUAGAUAUAUAUAAAUAAAUAGAGGUAGUUAAACUGUUUUAGCAAUCUACCUUAUAGAGCCUUCAGGUACUGUGAGUGAGUAUGAUUGUAAGCGUGCAAGUAUUUUAGCCACAUGUACUUUUUCCAGACAAGCUUAAGUACUGGCAGAAAGUGAGUUGUAUGUGUGUAGUCUUAAUUAUGCUGAAAUGUGUAGCUGUGUUAUUUAUACAGUACUAGUACUGUACACUGGUUUCUCCCUUUUUGUUUGCAGUUGCACACUGUAUACUAAGGGUGCAGCAAUUAUGAAUUUUUUCACUCAGUUGCUCCUCAGUAUUUUGUAUUGGCAGAUUUGAAAAGUAUAUAUUUAUAACACACACCAGCAAAAUGAUUAAGGGUGGAAGAUUGUGCAAAUUUAUAAAACUAUUAUUACCCAGCAAACCAAAGCAAUGAAUGGCUGAAAUAAUUUGCUUAGUUUUCCUGUAAUGUACAGUGAAUGGAAACCUUAUAUAAGCAAAGUGACAGCUUUGAAACUGGGUGUGCUAUAAAAAUAUCACUUAUUGCUAUAUAUUACUGGCCAGUCUAAAAAUGUGGGUCUCAGGUGUGCAACAAAGUCCUAUAAGCACCUUAAAAUGUAACUUUGGUUGUUAAGCUACUUUGCUACCUUGAAAAAUUUAAUUCUCUGCUUUACCACUUGAUUAUAAUAUCCAUGCUAUGCCCUGUUCUAAUACUGCAUUCAACUUAAUGUUGCUUUCUUUUAAAAAAAAACUGAUUUGAAUGCAGCAUAAGUAGGCAUUCUAUUCGAAAUUUUAUUCAAGCUUUCAACUCCACCUUUCAAAUUAUAUUUCUGUCUAAUUAAAUAUUUUCUCCCGUCUUUAGUUUUUGGUUCUUCCACUGUGUGCAAUAUUUUACAUAAUUGCAUUUCUUUAGAUUUGGUUAUAUAUGUUUCUCUGUAUACAUCUUAAACUAACCUCAUAAAAUUAUUCACACUUGCAAAAGGCCGAGUCUCAGAACUAAGCAGAUACUGUGUUAAAACGUUAGGGAAAUAUUGAGCAGUUAUUUUUUGACCCAGAGCAAUUAUUAGAUCAGAGACCUAUUACGUUGUGAUGAGGACAAUAAUCAACAGUCUGAAGAGCUCCUCAAAAGAAGUAUUUAAUUCAAUUCUAAGAAAAUUUUGUAAAGCAGAUUACUAUUUUUAUAGUAUACAUAGGGAUUGAUUGUUAAAUGUGAACAUUUGGGGAAAUUGUAGCGGUCAUGCAGAUUUGCAAUGAAGAAAAAUCUAAACUUAUUUUUUGUUCUUCUUAGAAUGUCAUUGCUCAGUAGUCAUCUUUAAAUCUGUAUUCAUUAUUCCUGUAGACUUAACACUUUGCUAGUAGAAAUUGAACCCAUGAUUAAAGCAAUGAUUGCAAUCCAUUGGUUUGGAAACUGUUAUUAUGAAUACAACUUGAGACUUAUUGUAAUUAUUUAAUGGUCUCACCUACAGCAGGUGAUUUAUUUGUUUUCAGUUUGGUUGGAUUUUUUAUAUGCUUGGGAACGUAGUAUUGCCACAGGUCAGACCUGCCUCUAUAACUGCUCAUCGCUUAAAUUGGGUGCAAAAGAAGAUCUAAUUUUCCCUUGUUUUACCUAGUUUUUUUAAUUUUUGGCCAUGUUUAUAAAAAAAAACUUGGAACUGAUGAUUUCUGGUCUUUUGCCUCAAUUGUGGUAGUAAUUAAAUGCAAAUUCUAUCUGUGGACUCACCCUUGCUUCUCUGACCAUUACUCUAUGAUGAAAGUGAUCAGAAUAUUAACGCUUUUGUUUUGAAACAUACUAUAAAAUUGGAGACAAUAGAAUUUGUCAAGAGUGUUGAAUAGCUGGAACACAGGAAUGUCUGUCUUGAAUCUGUUUUUGAUUUUCAAUAUAACCUGGAUGUUACCAACCAGUGUUAAUUUUUCACUCACAUGCUGCUGGUCCUGAAUUGAAGGCUGUUCCUCACAAGACUCAUCCAGUGUUUCUAAAACAUUGUGGCUGAGAGCCUUGCUCAGACAUUUGAAGUGCAAAAAUAGGUGCCUAAUUAAUCUGUUUAGUUAUAUGUAUCAAGGUGAACAUUCUUCAUCAUGGCUUACUCAUUCAGCCUGAAUGCUUUGUGUGUGGGUUCUUGAAUGGAAAUAAGAUGUAUAAAAAGAAAAGUUGCUGACGUUUUCAAUACUGCACAAAAAAAUUUGUGAACUUAACUAAAAUCACCUGAAUUUCAGAACGUUUGAUAAAUUCUGAGCAAAUUGCUCUCAUUUAAAUUAUUUAUGCAACACAACAUUUGCAAAUCAUGAAAGAGAAGUUGGAAAUGCAAGUCUUUUGGAAGUGCAUUUCUUUCCCCUUGUUCAAUCCCUUCCCAUUUACAUCUACAAUUCUUCUAAUGCUUUACAUCAGUUUCAGAAUUCCCAGUUUGCUAGAUCCAACUGUCCCCUCUUUACCAUGGUACAAUCACUUUACACAAUCAUCCCCCAUCAGGAUUGUUUCAGGGCUCUCUGCUUAUUCCUGGGGGAAAAAGCCACCACCAUCCUCCUCCGCCCAACCGAGCUCAUCCUCAACUUCUCUUUUAAGCCCUCUCAUUUUCUUCAGGUCAAAGAGAUGGUGAUGGGUGUUUGCAUGGGCCCCAUUUAUGCCUGUCUCUUUGUAGGUUACUUUCUCUCGUAUACCAAUGACGUCUUUGGUGCUGCUUCCCUCACUCGCCCACAGUUGGCAAGCUUUUAUCAAUUUUGCUUCCAAUUUCCACACCGGCCCUCACCUUCACCUGGUCCAUCUCAGACUCUUCCCUUCCUCAACAUCUCAGUUUCCAUUCUGCAGAUAGGCGGGCCACCAUUAUUCACAAUGCACCAACUGACUCCCACAGUUACCUUAACUGUACAUCCUCACCCUACUUCCUGUAAAGACUCUAUUCCGUUUUCCCAGUUCCUCCGUCCCUGUCACAUCAGUUCUGAUGAUGCCAACUUUGACAAGGGGCCUCUGAAAUGUCCACCCUCCUCAACGGCAGAUUUCCCAGCACCAUAAUUGAUAGGGUCCUCAGCCAGGUCUACCAUCUCCUACACUUUAGCCCUCACUUUCUCUCUUUUCUCCCACUACAGAGGUAGAGUCUCCCUUCCAUCUGUCCUCACCUUCCAUCCUACCAGCAUCCACAGUCAGUGGAUUGUUAGCCAUUUCAGCCACCUCCAGCGGGGUACUACCACCAGAUACACAUUCCCCCUCCCCUCCCUUAUCAGCCUUCUGCAAGGACCAUUCCCUCACGGACACCCAUCUUUCACUCCUAACAGACUCCACAGCCCCACAGACCCUUCCCCUGCAACUGUAGAAGGUAUAAUACCUGCCCAUUUACUUCCUCCCUCCUAGUUAUCCCAGGGCUCAAACACCUUCCAGGUGAAGUAGUGUUUUACUUGCACUUCGCUGAAUCUAGUCUACUGCAUUCGCUGUUCAUAAUGUGGUCUCUUCUACAGUGGGGAAAUGAAGUGUAGACUGAGUGACCGCUUUGCAGAACAUCUACAUUCUGUCAACAAAAAAAGUCCCUGAGCCUCCAAAAGCUCACCAAUCACAUGGUGUGCUAUUACAUAUUACCCUUUGUUAGCCACUAACAGUCCCCAUUCAUUCUCCUACGCUAACUGUUAUCCACUCUUUUGUCUGUCUAGCUGCUCAUCUGUCUCUUUGGGCUGUAUCUCCACCUAUAGUUUACUUCUUGCCCCACCCCCACACUCAUACCACUUGCCACCCCCCCACCACACCACACGUGCACGCACACACACGUGCACGCACACACACGCGUACACACACACACAUUCGUCUACAUAAAAGCCAACAUUUCCCUAGCUACCAUCAGUUCUGAAGAAGGGUCACUGGAUCCAAACUGUUAAGUCUAAUAUCGCCGCACAGAUGCUGCCAGGCCUGCUGAGAUUUUCCAGAAAUUUCUGUUUUCGUUUCUGAUUUCCAGCAUCCACAGUUUGUUGUUCUGAAGAAAUGCUGGAUUGUUAUGAUGCAAUCUGUUUAGCAUAAUAAUGUGGAUAUGUACAAUUAAUUCUGAAUUCUAAAGUUAUGGGACUUUGUUGAAAUGAUACAUUCAUCUAAAGAAAAGGUAUAGCAUGGGUAAUGUUGUAUCUGUCCUUGAAAAUAGUUAUGGAAGACUGAUUGAAAGGGCUCAUAUGUAUCUGAAAACAAAAUUGAAGUUAGCGCUUUUUGUUAUCAGUAAUUUCUUUAACUGUUUCCUGUAGCACCAAAUAAAAACAACUCAUAACUUCUGCAUGAUACCACAUUGCAUUACAAUGACAUUUCACAUUACCAUGCAUUAUAAGCAGAAUGUACACCAACAUUGUAUUACUGUUUUCCCUGUUAUACUGUGAGCACCUAAAAUGUUUUUAAGCAGCUGUAUGUUUGUUUCUGUGCUUAUAAUGUACUACAGCUAUGAAUGCUGAGACUGAGAUGCAUACAUAGUAUUACCUGGAUGAUAUUAUUUAGGUUGAACAGUGCUGCCUUAUUUCACAAAGUAGACCAUGAUUCUCCUCCACAAAGUAGUUCAUUAUCAUCAUGCCAUCAUAACUUAAGAAGUCCGAACCUGAAGGAUAAACUUAAUGAGGCAGGAUUGGAGUUUUUAUUUUGUUUGGGGAGGAAUAGCUGCCAUAUAACUUAAUUGAAUGAUGUAAAUUGAGGCCGAGAGGAGGUGCAUUAACAGUUAGGUCUGGUUAUUGGCAAAGUUAAUUGUUGCACUCUUAAUGCUUAAUCACUUUUGAAAUGUUUCUCAUGUUUGCAUGGAGACUCUAGAACAGUUGUGUGCAGACCUUGCUUUCUGUGGUCAGUAUGUACUUAGCACAUGUGCAUGUGUAUUAAAGCAGACCGUAGUGGCCAUGGCUGCUUCUACCCAGCUGGGUCUGAUGUGGGUGGAAAUGCGGAUUAAUGCUGAGCUAUUACUGCCAUGAAUUGUAAUGCGCAUUUAUGUAUUUAAUCCCUCAGUCCGUAUGAUACAAGAGAAGCAACAACAUACAGUAAGAAUUGUUAGAUCUUGGUCAACCCCACAGGUUUACUGAUUGUGUCCCGCUUCAAGUUUUGUGUUUUGCAUGGGUUUUUGAUGGAUAGUUUCAAACUUAUUAAUUUUGUGAUCAAAAAUCACUAAGACCUAGUGAUAUCCCAGGUUAUAGUCAUUAUAUUUAAGAAACCAAGAGUGUGACACUAGACUGCUGAAGUUUAAACAUGUUGUCCUGUAUACAGCAUUAUUUGGUGCAUUGUCUUAACACUGUCAUAUUGGAUGCUGGAAUGCUAGUUUUUCAGCAGCGGUCUCAGCUCUGGGGGGUGGGGGGAAGAAAAAUCUAAAGCACAUAAAAUCUGGGUCGUUUUUAGGUCUUAAUGGACAUUUUAGUGUGGGAUUUUUCUUUGGUGCAUUUACCUCAUUCUGCCACUUAAAUAUAUUUAAAAUUGCUAAUGAAUCAGAAAGAAAAAGCAAAUUACUUCUGUUGACUUCAUUUCGGAGUGUUUCAUUAAAUCAUACACACAUUGCAUCAUUUAAUAUGACAAGUAGUUUCCAAUGUUGUAUUAUAAAUCUAUCUGUAACCAAAUCAUUUGAAAGCUUGAUAAAUUUUUAACAAAAUUUGUACAUUUUUUAUGAAACUUACUAGUAAUGCUAUACCAAGUAGUGCAAUUAAUUUUUAUUUUUAAUCCCUAUGCCCAAUUUUGGAGUUGAGAGGGUUGUUCAUUAAUAAAUGUAUGAUGUAAACUUGCUCAGUUGACUUUUUAUCUUGGCUGGUCAGAAUGUUGACUUUAUUUUUCUACCAACAUUUUCUGUCUUUUACCCUACAAGUCUAAAGUUAUUUUCUCAUGAUAUUUUCUGUUUAAAGAAAUGAAAUCAAUAAGAUCAAAAAGGUAAUGAUCAACAACAACCAAUUUAGCUCCGUAUCCACGUACCUGAUGGGAAACUGGAAUUGUGAAAUAAAAACAAAGCAAGUUGAUCUAUGAUGGCUACCAGUGUUAGAGGAGAUAUCGACACAUUGAGUUUUGAAACAUGACCAGCUCUCUCAUCUCUGCAUCCUUGCUGAUUCUGUCACUUCUAAUUCUGCCAAUGAUGAUGAAUCAACCCCUGUAAGCCAAGAAACUUGAACUGUCAAUGGGCAGGCAAGCUGGCUUCUGGAGGUUGGCUGCUGACCAACUAAUUUCCAGUUUCUGCUCUGCUGUUUUGCGGUCUUCCCUCUCGAUUAUGUAUCAUAAGUUUAAUUCGAAUGUCUUGCUUAUGAUUUGUUUAUUGAAAUUAAAAGUUGUCACACUUUUGCUAAGAAA